Encephalitozoon intestinalis ATCC 50506 is the source of this 606-nucleotide messenger RNA. Its product is annotated as Rho1-like RAS GTP-binding protein. Gene Ontology annotation, molecular function: GTPase activity; GTP binding. Lineage: Eukaryota; Fungi; Microsporidia; Unikaryonidae. The transcript has a single exon. Gene Ontology annotation, biological process: small GTPase-mediated signal transduction. The coding region runs from base 1 to 606 and encodes 201 amino acids. The record is from RefSeq and is a predicted model, not a curated record.
AUGAAUAACAAGACGCACAAGUCUGGAAAAGUUGUCGUUGUGGGAGACGGGGCCUGUGGAAAGACAUGUUUACUCGAGGUAUUUAGAAGAAACCAGUUCCCCGAAACAUACAUUCCCACUGUUGUUGAUAACUUUGUUAAAGAAGUAAAAAUUUCGGACGACAAGUAUGUUUCCUUAGCAUUGUGGGACACGGCAGGGCAAGAGGAUUAUGACACAAUCAGACCUCUUUCAUAUAAGGAGACAGACCUUGUAUUGUUAUGCUACACAAUAGAAAACAAGAAGAAGAUUCCAAACAUAUCAAGAAAAUGGCUGAUGGAAAUAAAGAACUAUUGCCCCUCGUCCCAGUUCUUUCUUAUUGGACUGAAGAAAGACAUAAGAGACUUGGACGACCCAACUAUUGAUAAAUCCUCAAUGAUUUCCGAAAGCGAAGGAAGGAAAAUCGCAGAUAACAUUAAUGCGACAAGGUUUUUUGAAUGUUCUUCGCGUACAAGGGAAAAUGUGAAUCUUGUGUUUCUAGAGGCAGCAAAACACAUAUGGGAUACAAAGCAGGCAACAUCUGAUGCUGAAUCAUGUAGCUUUUUAUCAUGCAUGAAGUGUUGUCGUUAA